AUGACGUUGCAUGCCUCGGCCAGCCAGGACCCCCAGUAUCCCUGCUGCCUGCAUUCGGCCUCGAGACGUCUCCCGUCUUUCCCGCUCACUAAUAAUCCCUUGAGCUUCCUCGACAUUCUUCCAGCACAGCCUCCCCGGCGGAACCUGCACCCGAUUGGCGUUCAGCUCUUCUGUCUCCAGCCCUCUCACUUCACUGUUCCCUCCUGUGUCCUACUGCGCCUCCUUGAUCCUCGAAUUGGCUCGAUUGCCUGCACACACUAUGGGCCAUGUCGGCCUCCGUUACCAAUUCGGACGGGGAUCGUCGUCACGGUGAACGUCAUCAUCGAUCCGACUCUGCUGGACCAUCAACGCCCUUCCCAACCCGCCAGACGCCACGAUCCGCUCCUCACGCUCCUAUCGACACCGACACGGACCCUGUCUCUGCCGCUACCGAAGAGCAAGGUACCGAAUAUCUACCCUCCUCGCUUCCUGCCUCGUCCUCCACCCCCAGACCGAUACCCAUCAGACCGACUCGACCCCUCUCCAGAGAUGCCGCCGGUUCCCAAGAUGUCACCCCAGUCAAAGCAUCGCCCUCCGUCGCCGCGGCGAACAUUGACCCCUUGUCACGCCAGAUACUUUUGCGAUCCAACACUGAGCACGCCUCGUCCCCUCGUCUUCGAUAUCCCGGCCGCCCCGAGAGCCCCACCCCCGACUCCCGUUCGCAGCUCGUCUCCGAAACCUCGACGAAGAAUGUCGGUCUUGCCCCGACAGACCCUUCCCGGGAUAAGAAGAAAGGGGUAUCGUUCUUGAGUCGCCUAAGCAUGCGCGGUCGAAAAAAGGAGGAUGAGCUGGGUGACGACCUUGCUGAACUAGGGGGCUCGAGGCCGGACGGUACCGACGCCCGCGUUUUCUCUUCCGCCGUAGGCGCCGGCGGCUUCAUCCCUCACCACAAAGAACCCCCGCGCUACAUAAGGACGCACGCCCAUCAUAAGAGGGUGCGCGAGUUUAAUCGGAUGUUCCUCGCUCAGGAGCUGCUCGUGCCACGCCCGCCGCCGGAGAUAUUGAACGACAAAGGGAAAGCACGCGUCGACGACGCUCCGUCAGGCAGGAGUCCACCCUAUAGCGACGGUUCGAUCUGGGCCGCCGAAUUCAGCAACGACGGCAGGUAUUUAGCCGCCGCCGGCAAGGAUCGCAUAGUGCGGGUUUGGGCCAUCCUCUCGACGCCCGAGGAACGGCGUCACCACGAAGAGGAAGAGGCGGCCGCCAGCGGCGCUUCCGAUGAACGGCUGAGCGCACCCGUGUUCCACAGUCAGCCCAUCCGCGAGUGGGAUGUCCAUACCGGCGAGGUUCUCGCCCUUAGCUGGAGCAAGAACAAUUUCCUGCUUUCCUCGUCUAUGGAUAAGACGGUCCGCCUUUGGCACGUCACCCAGCAGGACUGUCUUAGCACUUUUACGCACAGUGACUACGUCACCUCCAUCGCCUUCCACCCGGCCGACGACCGUUUCUUCCUCGCCGGCUGCAUCGACGCUGUACUGCGCCUGUGGAGCAUUCCGGACAAGAACGUCGCUUACUCAGCCCAGCUUCCCCAUAUCAUUACCGCCGUCGGCUUCUCCCCGGACGGCAAGACGUCCAUCGGCGGGGUGCUCAACGGCACGUGUCUCUUCUACGACACGAACGGACUUGUGCUUCAGACCCAGAUGGUUGUUCGCUCCUCCCGCGGGAAGAAUGCCAAGGGCAGCAAGAUCACCGGCAUCAAGACCGCCAUCAUCCCUCCGGAUGGCCCCGAAGCGGAUGUCAAGGUCCUCAUCACCUCCAACGACUCCCGCAUCCGCAUGUAUAACCUGUCCAGGAAAGGCAUCGAGACGAAAAUGAAAGGCCACGAGAACACUAGUAGCCAGAUCCACGCCAAAUUCAGCGAUGACGCUCGUUACAUUGUCUGCGGCAGCGAGGACAAGAAGGUCUUCAUCUGGUCCGUGGACACGCCCGACCUGGAGAAGAUCCCGUGCGAAUUCUUCAAUGCUCAUUCCAACUCGGUCACGGCGGCCGCCUUCGCGCCGACCAAGUCGCGGGAGCUUUUGAGCGCCUCCGGGGACCCGAUUUAUGACCUGUGCAACCCUCCACCCGUGAAACUCAUGAGUCUCGAGGAAGCCCUGGCCCAGGCAGCAGCGAAGAGCCAAACGGCGCUAUCUGAAAGCUCGCAGCAGCGCCCGGAGCAGAGCAUGCAGAACAAGAAGGAAUCCGGAGAACCUCUGCCCUCUAACUACCUAGAAAAGUGCAAGCAUCCCAACGGCAACAUCCUGGUAACAGCUGACAGGUCAGGCUCGAUCAAGGUAUUCCGGCAGGACUGUGCUCAUGCCAAGCGCCGGCACGAAAACUGGGAAACCGGCUCGAGCUUCUCUAGGAAGAUCAUCAGCAUAGGCAGCGGUACGAUCGGGCGGAGCGGUAGCAUUAUCACCCGCACCAGCGCCAGCAGCCACCCACACUCCCGACGAACUUCUCUCUCCCAGUUUCAGAUGGGUGCACCCCCACCGGGUGCCACCAUAGGCGGGACCCCGCAGAUGAGCUCCGACCGGAUCAACUCGUGGCGCCACGGCAUAGGAGCCGAAAGCAACCGCAACAGCCUGAUCAGCGGCGCCGGCGGUUCGGUGCAUCGAGAGCGGUCCCCAUCCCCAACCAAGCCGCCGUCCCAAGCUCCCCAAACUCCGCAUACCGCGCAUCUGUCAGCUACCCUGGCUGCGAAUGCACCCAGCGCGCGCAGCGCGCCGAGUGCGGCGUCGGAAGCGCGAAAGAUGCCUUAUGCGGGCUCACCUCGGUCGCGGUCGAUUGACCCGCCGCAGUCGAGCCCUGCAUCGAAGGCAGUGAACAGCCCUCGCAUGGCGCAGGGGCGUCGUGUAGACGAUGGGCAACGCGCGGAUGAUGGGCCACGUGCGGAAGAUGGGCCCGCCCAACUACCCACACCAAGCUUCUCGCUGCAGCCAGCGGAGGAGGCCGGGGCAGAGGACUCGGGCCAGGGGGGCCAGUCUUUCUGGAACAUCACACGGUGGCGAAGUUUAGGUCCUUUCGGUGCAACUCUUACUCCCACGAAGACCACGUUUGCGGCUAAUAAGCGAAGGAGCGUGGCUCAAGGGAGUUUACGCGCGGCGACUGCAGCGGAGAGCGAGGUGUCUGGGGUCUCGCCCCGGGGCCGGAGUCCGCGGGUAAGCGGAGACGAAGGGGGAGACGACAGCUUGCGACCGGACGACGAGGGCAUGGAGCGGGGCCGGCUUGACUCGGUCGUCAGCCGGCUGACGAUGGACUGCACGAGCGACGAAGGGGAGGGACCCGCGUGUUCCAAAUGCGGGGGCAAGGGGUUUAAGAGAAAACAAAUAGCCGGGCGGGAGCGGCUGGUCUGCGAGAAAUGCGGCACGGUGAGAGACGAGGCAUAGGAGGUGAGGUGAUCGAAGGCGGCAGCGAAAGACGAGACCAUGUUCGGACAUUUUGCUACGGGGCGUUUGAACGGCAUCAUUGGGAGGACGUUUGUCGUUUCUUCUGUGUAAUUAAUAUACCUCACGCAUGGCGAAGCGAGUAUUGAACUUGGGAAGGAGUUUGGGCGGACCGGUCGCCUGGAUUGCAAAAGAAAAAAAAAGAAAAAUAGCGAAUACAUGUUGAAGCGAUGUUUUCUUACAGCAAUACCCAU
Molecule: messenger RNA, 3655 nt
Organism: Sodiomyces alkalinus F11
Lineage: Eukaryota; Fungi; Ascomycota; Sordariomycetes; Glomerellales; Plectosphaerellaceae
Product: WD40 repeat-like protein
Exons: 6
Coding region: 267-3404 (1045 amino acids)
Molecular function (GO): protein binding
Source: RefSeq, a predicted model, not a curated record